Messenger RNA from Cryptotermes secundus, 1737 nucleotides. RefSeq lists its product as uncharacterized. Lineage: Eukaryota; Metazoa; Arthropoda; Insecta; Blattodea; Kalotermitidae. The coding region runs from base 76 to 546 and encodes 156 amino acids. The transcript has 4 exons. The record is from RefSeq and is a predicted model, not a curated record.
UGCGUCGAUCGGGAUAUGCGUGUGCCGUUUGUGAUCGCAACUACACUCUAAGUGUUUCUGAUGUAAUGGUGUGAUAUGUUGUCAACGGUUGCAACGUUCCAUGGAAAUGACAGCGUCUAUCCGACGAAGACUUCGAAGCGAGGACCGUUGCAAGAGGAGCUCUGCGCAAACCAGACGCAGCGGGACCCGCCCCAUGUACUGACAUCGAAACCGGUCUACCAGGCUGGGGAGACAUUAGAGGCGAACUGCACUUCCAGCCCAGCGCGGCCCAUAGCCCACAUCACUUGGCUAGUCAAUGGCGAACCUGUGGAGGAGAGCCAACUGAGGCGUUUCCCACAUCGGGAUCGAGAGCGUCUGACGGCACAGCUCAUCUUGGACAUUGUGCAACUUAACAUUGGAGCAGAAGGCCGCUUGGAACUCACCUGUCUCUCCACAAUCCCAGCAUUCCUAGAGCCUGAGCAGAGCGAGUAUGCCGACAGAAAGACGAGUUCAGUAACAGUGGACAUCGAAGUUCCCCUGUCCAAUAGUCACGUUGACUCCUGCUGAAUAAUGCUGAUCGUGGGAUCUCUAUUCAUCCUUCUGCGGUGAAGUUACCAGCUCCAGUGCAUCUCGGCCUUCAUAACCUGCUGGUGACCCAAAGUGUUUAGCCCCAUUGCUCCCAUGAUGUGAGAGAACUGUCGUUGUUCACCUCUGAGUUAGUAGGCUGAACGAGUGCAAGUUGCUUUAAAUAUCUUGGACUUUAUCCAUCCUCUAGAUCAGUGUUUCUCAUCACAUCGGACUGGUGGGACGUGACGGUCGGCUUGAGUGGAUGGGCACGAGGUCUCGAAAAUAAGACAUAUUUCAAGUGCAAAUUUCAGUUAUAUUAAAGCCUCUCCCUUUCCCUCUGUUAUGGAAUAUUUUCAUGUAAAAUAUUUUGAAAAUACUCAAGUAAGAAAACACGAAAUUAUUGUAUGUUGUGUUAUUAUAUAAUUUUAACCACAAAAUAUUUUUUUAAAUUCUUACAAUCGUGAAGUUCUCGAGAACUUUUUUGAGUGGUUUAAUAUUACACUACAAUGCACCUCCACGUAUAAGAACAUUUCUUGCCAAAAAGGAAGCCGUGUUCUUGUUCAGGUGGGACAGUAGUUUCUUGGCGGAGAGACGAGUGGGACACAAGCUGUAGACAAAUGAGAAUCACCAAUCUAGAUAUUUUCCGCACCCCGCUUUUGGGGAUUGCUUCUAUGUUGGUCUGCAGGGGAUCUCUAGUGAUAGAAUUACCAACACUUUGGUUACCUCAGAUUAUUGUUGCCUGAAGACAGAAACAGAUGCAACUUCUAAAGCUUACAUAAUGGGCAAGUUCAAGUAUGACAUAUUACUUUCGUAAACAUAGAGCAAUGACAAAUCCAGGUCCUUAAAAAGAUAAUUUUUCCAUAAACUCUGUACUGUCGCAAGUUGAAAUGUACAAGAAUGGAGAACACACUGUUCACUGAGAAAAGGGUUUUCUUGGAAGUACCACAUUUUUAUUCAGUUAUGUAAAGCUUUUCUAUUAAUCUACUCCAGUGAUCUCAGUUUCUAACUCAGCCAAGUGUUUACAGUCGGUAGAAUAUCUGCAGCAUUUCAUGGAGCUUUAAUUUACAUCGUAUCUUUAAGGAUAGAUGCGUAGCACUCUCUUGCUUCAAAGUUUAAAAUAUCUCAGAUAUGUUUAAAAUCUUUUUUUAAUUUACACUCGUCAAUUUGAUCUUGAAUUUUUGUUUGUUUUUU